This is a messenger RNA of Setaria italica (foxtail millet), 531 nucleotides long. RefSeq lists its product as uncharacterized. The coding region runs from base 1 to 531 and encodes 176 amino acids. The transcript is spliced from 2 exons. Lineage: Eukaryota; Viridiplantae; Streptophyta; Magnoliopsida; Poales; Poaceae. The record is from RefSeq and is a predicted model, not a curated record.
AUGAUUGUUCAGAUUUAUGUAAAUGAUAUUAUCUUUGGUGGUUCCUCUCAUGCUUUCAUUGCCAAGUUUGUAGAUGACAUGAGCAGGGAGUUCGAGAUGUUGAUGAUGGGUGAAUUGACCUUCUUCCUCGGACUACAGAUCAAGCAAAGCAAGGAAGGAACCUUCGUGCACCAAGGGAAGUACACGAAGGAUGUGGUGAGAAAGUUUGACAUGGCUGAUGCUAAGCCACUGUCCACACCCAUGGGAAUGACGACGGCACUAGAUGCGGAUGAAGAUGGCGAUCCGGUGGACCAGAAGGAGUACCGGAGCAUGAUCGGCUUCCUCCUCUACUUGACAGCGACGAGGCCGGACAUACAUUUCGCAGUGUGUCUGUGCGCCCGUUUUCAAGCUUCACCAAGGACAUCUCACCAUCAGGCAGUGAAGAGAAUCAUGAGGUGUAGGAUGCGGUGUGACGGCCGACAGCGUGCGGUGAAGGUCAAGCGAAAGGUUCAUGCUGAUGGACCAAGGGCUUUGAAGGAUGAACGUGAGUAG